Messenger RNA from Echinostoma caproni, 423 nucleotides. The record is from the annotation of a GenBank genome assembly. Lineage: Eukaryota; Metazoa; Platyhelminthes; Trematoda; Plagiorchiida; Echinostomatidae.
AUGCAGUCUAAAGGUCGAGUAUCAUUUAGCACGCUUAAAGCCAAAUUGGAAUCGUAUAGAGCCACACUUCCUACGAGUACCAAACUGGACGCUUCGACAGUGUUGACAGCUAAAGUAGAACCAAUCAAACAGGUAACGCCGAGGACACUCACAUCGAACGAACCUGACCCCGAGGAACGACCACCAACCGCAUGGGGUCGCGUCAUCCACUCUUGGCGUUUCCAGGGUUUUCUUACAUUGAUAUUGUGGAUUAUUGCGGUUCAACUAGAAUUCGGUGCGGUAUGUUUUGUCCUCGCUGCUCUCUAUUGGAUGUGGACUUGGGGCACAGAGAAGUACACACGACCACGGGAUCCCAACGAACCGGUGAUACAAGCUGCGUUUUUCUUUGAUCCGUCUCCCGUGCCACAGGUGCAUGUGCGAUGA